AGUGAUAGUAGCAAGAGGUGAUGGCUCCUACUUUGUGUUAGACCUGGUUCAAAUGCCUGACAUCUCCACUCAUUAAAUCCUUGCAACAACCCCAUGGUGUGGGUAGUAUUAUCAGCUUCAUUUUACAGCUGAGGAACCAGAUACAGAGAGGUGAAAGAACUUGCCCAAGGUCACAAAAUCAGCCAGUGGCAAAGCCAGACCUGGAAUCCAGGCAGUUUGAGUUUAAAGUCAUUUAACCACCACCACAAAUGCCUCCUGUUUGUUGCUAGAGUCAUUGUGGGCUGUGGGACCAUAGCUACCUUCCUGGGUUGGUUUCUGCCUCCAGUUAGGCCCAGAUUUGCCUUGAGGAUAAAGAUGGGGAGGGCAGCUGCUCCUCUCCAACUCUGCCUUCCACACGCCUCCUGCUGUCAGAGUCCCUGCUGGAUCCUCUCCUUCCUUCUACCCAGUCUAGCCCAGCUCAGCUUCCCCACCCCGCCUGUCCUCUCUAGGCUCCAGCCCCUUUGGGCACUCUCUUCCUUCCAUCUCAGGCCCUCCCUCUUCCCCUCCUGCAGGAAGCCCUCUGUGACCCCUUGAGGCCUCAGUUUACCUGUUCCUUAUUUGCCCUUAUUCAGCACCCUCCUCACUGGACUGGGAGCCGUCCGCUCCUCUCUUGGGGUCUCUACUCCCUUGGUGCCCUGAUGUAGUAGGCCACGGGGGUGGAAGGCAUGGCUGCGGCAUGGCUCCUGGACAGGUGGGCUGUUCCUGCCAUGAGGGUCUGGUAAUAGCCAGGCAAGUGAUGUGUCCUCUGACCACAGUGGAGCUGGGCCUCCUCCCGCCACAGCCAGUGCUGCUGGCCUGGGCUCCCAGAAUCGUAGCCUGAGGGAGCUGCCAGGAGCCUUUUGGAUCAGCUGGGCUCUGAUCCAGAGAAGGGGAUGGAGGCCAGGGGGAGGGGCUUGUCCUGGGUCACACAUCAACUUGGUGGCCAAACUUCCCAGAGAGGCCCUUCUGAUGGCUGCUGCCUGCUCUGGGCCUUCAUGGGAUCCCUGUUCCUCUGGAAUCGAAGUGCCAGAAAAUUGGACUCUGUGAUGGGAUUUAGAAGACACCAGGUGGGAAGCCACCAGCGGAGUGGCAGGGGAUGAUCUCUGGCCCAGAAGUUAAGACUCAGAGGACAUGUUUCUCGGGGAUGGACAAUGAGUAAUCAUUCUGAAAGUGCAGCAGGGGGCCAAAAAGACCAUCUCCCGUACUCUCUGGGGGAGGAAUACUCACUUUCCACGUGGAAACAGGGGAUUUCCUUGUCAGUGAAGAAACUGUGGCCUAGACAGAGGGGAAUGAGGAGCAGGAGUCCCAUGACUGCAAAUAUCGCAGGGAAUUGUAUCUUCUUCAAGCUACAAUCAGAGACAGAGUCUCACUUUGUUGUCCUUGGUAGAGUGCUGUGGCAUCACAUCUCAAAGCAACCUCCAGCUCUUGGGCUUCCUGAUACUCUUGCCUCAGCCUCCCAAGUAGCUGGGACUACAGCAGGGGCACAGAGAAGCUCACAGAUGUGUAUACGCAUCCACAAAGUGUCCCGAAUACACAGGAGUGCCCCUUCCUCUACAGGGACCAAGAAAAUAAGUAGAAAUCAGCUGGGCACAGCUGUAGUCCCAGCUACCUGGGAGGCUGAGGCAAAAGGAUUGCUUGAGGCCAGGAAUCGGAGGUUGAUGGGAGCCACGGUAGGUCCAGCCACGAUGUCCGUCCACUUCAGCUCUCGCUCCACAGCCUUCCCGGGCCGCGGCGCCCAGGUGCACCUGAGCUCAGGGCGCCGGGGCGGCUUCAGCAGCAGCAGCAGCCUCUAUGGCCUGGGCGCCUCGCGGCCGCGCGUGGCAGCGCGCUCCGCCUAUGCGCGCCCGGUGGGCACCGGCAUCCGCGAGAUCACCUUCAAUCAGAGCCUGCUGGCCCCGCUGAGGGUGGACAUCGACCCCUCCAUUCAGCAGGUGCGCCAGGAGGAGCGCGAGCAGAUCAAGACCCUAAACGACAAGUUCGCCUCCUUCAUCGACAAGGUGCGGUUCCUGGAACAGCAGAACAAGCUGCUGGAGACCAAGUGGGCUCUGCUGCAGGAGCAGAAGUCUGCCAAAGGCAGCCGCCUCCCACGUGUGUUUGAGGCCCAGAUCGCAGGCCUGCGGGGGCAGCUGGAGGUGCUGCAGGUGGAUGGGGGCCGCCUGGAGGUGGAGCUUCAGAGCAUGCAGGAUGUGGUGGACAACUUCAAGAAUAAGAGCCAAAGGCCAGAGCUUGGGCUGGGUCCCACCUUGGCACAUCUGCCCAGUAGCAGUAGGAUGGGGGUAACAAGGUUCAGAGUGCCUUCUGGAGAAAUCAGAGUGAGCUCCAGGUGGGGGCUGGAGAAGAGGCUAGAAGGGGCCAGGAGGGCGGGAGAGGAGCCUGUGGACAGUGGCUGCAGGAACACCAGUCUGGCUAUUUGGGCAGCACCAAGGUAUGAAGAUGAAAUUAACUGUCGCACGGCUGCUGAGAAUGAGUUUGUGGUGCUGAAGAAGGAUGUGGAUGCUGCCUACAUGAACAAGGUGGAAUUGGAGGCCAAGGUGGAUGCUCUGAAUGAUGAGAUCAACUUCCUGAAGACUCUCAAUGAGACAGAGCUGACAGAGCUGCAGUCCCAGAUCUCGGACACGUCUGUGGUCCUGUCCAUGGACAACAGCCGCUCCCUGGACCUGGACGGCAUCAUCGCUGAGGUCCGUGUCCAGUACGAGGAGAUUGCUGACCGCAGCCGGGCUGAGGCUGAGGCCUGUUACCAGACCAAGUUUGAGGCCCUCCAGGCCCAGGCUGGGAAACAUGGGGACGACCUGCGGAACAUCCAGAAGGAGAUUGCAGAGUUGAACCGGGCCAUCCAGAGGCUGCAAGCUGAGAUUGACAACACCAAGAACCAGUUUGCCAAGUUGGAGGCUGCCGUUGCUGAGGCCGAGGAGCAUGGGGAACAGGCCCUCAAUGAUGCUCGUGCCAAGCAGCAGGAGCUGGAGGCUGCUCUGCGCCAGACCAAGCAGGACAUGGCCCGGCAGCUUCGUGAGUACCAGGAGCUGAUGAAUGUCAAGAUAGCCCUGGACAUCGAGAUCGCCACCUAUCGCAAGCUGCUGGAGGGGGAGGAGCAGAGGUUGACUGGAGAUGGAGUAGGAGCUGUGAACAUUGCCACGACCAUUGGUGGCAGCAGCAUGCUGACCUUCGGAGGAACCAUGGGCACCAAUGCCCUGAGCUUCUCCAGCAGUGCCGGGCCCAGGGCCCUGCAGGCCUUUUCCAUCAGGACUCCAUCCAUUGGCCGCAAGAGUGCCCGCAACUGAGUCUCAUUCCCCUGCCCACAGUCACAGGGAGACCCCCAUCCCUGCCUCCUUUGCCAGGUCUCACAACAGUCUGAAAAAUGAUAUCAGAAUACCUUACAAUAAAGCUGCCUCUUUGAGGCCUGACCCCUA
Messenger RNA from Nycticebus coucang (slow loris), 3425 nucleotides. RefSeq names its product keratin 7 (gene KRT7). The coding region runs from base 1170 to 3296 and encodes 708 amino acids. The record is from RefSeq and is a predicted model, not a curated record. The transcript is spliced from 19 exons. Gene Ontology annotation, biological process: intermediate filament organization; keratinization. Gene Ontology annotation, cellular component: keratin filament. Gene Ontology annotation, molecular function: structural constituent of skin epidermis. NCBI's taxonomy places the organism in Eukaryota, Metazoa, Chordata, Mammalia, Primates, Lorisidae.